Messenger RNA from Pelobates cultripes (western spadefoot toad), 19591 nucleotides. The record is from the annotation of a GenBank genome assembly. Lineage: Eukaryota; Metazoa; Chordata; Amphibia; Anura; Pelobatidae.
AGGAUGGUUUAACAAAGAUACAGGAAGCCAGUAAAAUGAGGAGGACAUCACAUGAAGUAAUAUUAUAAUAUUGUAAUAUUUCGGGUAUUUACCUCACUCCUGGCUGCUCUCCCCUCUGUGUGUGUCUGCAGCUCGGCUGGGGGAGAUAUGGCUUCUCUCUCCAAACAUGGAAAUCCCCCUCUGUAUGUGAAUAUAUAGCCGAACAGAAAGUGAAAGUAAACUCCAGUCUGUAUCGAACCGACACCCAUUUCUUGUAAUCCACGCGGAUACAAAGAAAGUCUAGGUCCCCCAUCCACCCCUCUCCCCACCUCCAGGCUCUAAUAACAAUUCUCCUCCGAGCUCCCACCGCCAGACACCGGGCAGACCCUGCAGACACUGACCAUAAGCACUGACAGUAAGUACUGGGUUCAUCUCCUCUCCCUCAUCUCCAUGGAUUCCUCCAUCUGUCUGCUAACAAUUGUCCUCUGAUGGUUCCCAGUAGUCUAUCUUAUUAUUAUUAUUAUUAUUAUUAUUAUUAUUAUUAUUAUUAUUAUUAAACACUGUCUGCCUGCUAACAAUUGUCCUCUGAUGGUUCCCAGUAGUCUAUCUUAUUAUUAUUAUUAUUAUUAUUAUUAUUAUUAUUAAUAAACACUGUCUGUCUGCUAACAAUUCUCCUCUGAUGGUUCCCAGUAGUCUAUCUUAUUAUUAUUAUUAUUAUUAUUAUUAUUAAACACUGUCUGUCUGCUAACAAUUGUCCUCUGAUGGUUCCCAGUAGUCUAUCUUAUUAUUAUUAUUAUUAUUAAACACUGUCUGUCUGCUAACAAUUGUCCUCUGAUGGUUCCCAGUAGUCUAUCUUAUUAUUAUUAUUAUUAUUAUUAUUAUUAUUAUUAUUAAACACUGUCUGUCUGCUAACAAUUGUCCUCUGAUGGUUCCCAGUAGUCUAUCCUAUUAUUAUUAUUAUUAUUAUUAAACACUGUCCGUCUGCUAACAAUUGUCCUCUGUUUCCCAUUAGUCUAUCUUAUUAUUAUUAUUAAUUAUUAUUAUUAUUAUUAUUAAGCAUUGUCUGUCUGCUAGGCCCCUGCCUUCACUUUACGGUUAAUAGUUUACAUUAACUGCUUUAUAUCACUUUUUUUUGUAACAGAACAGUUUGAUAAAUAAAUCCCACCUUGUCCUGUAAUGCGACCCUCCAUAUAAUCCUCUCUGCACCGUUUUAUCGUAUCCCAGUUUCUCUAUAUAUAAUCCUCCUUUUAUUGUGCUCUGGUCUAUGCAUAUCUCUAUGCAAUCCUAACCAUAUAUAUUUCCAUACCUCCCAAGCGUCCCUAUUAAGGAGGGACAGUCCCUAUUUUGGGCCCAAAUCUCGCUCUCCCUCUUUGUAUCUUAAUUUCCCUCUUUUCUAGCAGCUCCAUAUUGUUGAUGUGUCUGAGUGUAAAUAGAGCCCCACAGCAAUAAUACUCCCAAUAAUGUGUCUUUAAACUACAGUAAACAUGUUUAGAAAUCAGUGUGAGUAAAUAAGAUACAUUGCUCUUAUUCUAAAUUACAUUUUCGUUGCAUAAAUAGAUAUUAGUAAAUCACCCAAAAUUUCUCAGGACAGCCCGCCCCGGUUUACACCCCAACUCACAUCCCUAAAGUGAAAGUGUCCCCCUUUGCCCAUUUGAAAUGUUGGAAGAUAUGUUUUUAUCAUUCUCACUCUCUACUUCACCCCUUAUAAUCCUCAUUGUACCCUUUUAUCAUCUUAUCUGUAACUUCAUUAUUAGGUAAAUUAUUUUUUAAAAGCUAUUUUGCCAAACUAAAAUCUUAAUUUUUGUUUUCAAUAACCCCUUUACACCUGCACACACGACCUCCAAGUAUUGCAACUAUACCCCACAAUCGUGUAUAAACUGCAAGUUACCGGUAAAUUUGUUUAUUGCAAAUUAAUUUAGAUUAAUUAUAGUCAGUGAGCUCACAACACAGCUGCACAGUGAGCCGCGACACUGCAAACCUCUGAACAAUGAAUACAGAGACUAGCUCCCUGUAUCCAGCGCUGCAAGAACGCCCUUCAAUAUAACUACAGCUCCUUAUAUACACACAAUGCAAUCACAAUUUGUUUGCGCUAUAGGUGUUAAUGGGGACUUUAUGUUUGAGUUUUGCCUAAGGCCUCAAAAAGUCUGGAGCCACCACUGCCCCCCACACUGCGUUUUCUCCAUUUAAUACUCACUGUGUCCUUUUAUCAUUUCUCACACUGUCCUUCUACGUGCAAUCCUCACUGUACUAUUUUAUUGUCUCUCACUGUGGCUUAUCUUCCCAGAAUAUGUACUGCCUUAAAGUGGCACUCUAAGCACCAUAACCACUACAGUCUGCUGUAGUGGUUGCAGUGCCAGGAGUCCCCUUGUCCUGUAAGUAGUACCGUUAGCGGUAAGUAGUCAAAACAUUUUUGAUAGUUAGUGUAAGGUGUCAAUAGUCUACAUAAAGUGUCCAUGGUUUGAUAAUUACUUUUGGUAUUGUCAUCUUACUCACUUAUUGUCAUCUUAGCCAAUAAAUGCUGUGAAAAGUUGAGCAAAAUUGAUAUUUGUAAAGUGGAAUGAGAACUUCAAUUUUUACAUUAAGGAGAAGACCAGAAGUAUAACGGGCACCUUGUGGGUGCAGGUACAUGUCACACCGUUUGACUGUGAAAGUUAAUUGAAUUACUUUCUGUGGGAUUGCUUUGAAAGACAUCUUGCUAUGUGUUAUAUAUUCAGUUUUAUAAUUCAAUUCUCUUUUAUGUCUCCAGGUUUUCGCACCAAGAUAUCUCUUCUGAAGCCUUCAGGAUGACUUUUUUAUGGUUCUAUUUCACAGUCCUCAUACUGGACUCCUCUCUCACGUAUAUCUCCUCUAGCAUAGUCUAUACACAUUUCCCCUAUGAUCUUCAGCCAGCUUUAUGGAUAGUGUGUCUCAUUAAAUUCUUUGUUCUGGGCAUAGUGUCCUGUAAGCUCUAUCGCCCAGCCUGGGUCUCCUCUUCUCUGCUGUAUAUACUUACUAUGUGCCUUACCCCACCGCUAUAUCAGACAUUGAGACUCCAUCUAACCUCACACUCCCCUGAGUUAUAUUCCAUCCUCUCCCACUCCAUAGUCUCCCAUCUCACCCUGCUCACCGCCUGCCUACUUUGGGAUCUGGUGUCACCACACAUUCUCCCAAAAGAGUCUUCUGAAGAAGAAAAGACUGGACAGAAGAAGAACAGGGAGAAUUUCAUACGACUUGUGACGUAUUCCAAAGCAGACUGGCUGUUCCUUAGUGGAGCAUUUGUGUUCCUUUCUCUAGCUCUUAUCUGUGAGUUUCUAUUUCUCCUUGUGUUUCGAUAGUGGCACAAAGGGUUAAAAUUGUGUAAGCAGAAAUCGAGUGAUUUAACAUGAGAAGCUGCAGGAAGUGGGGCUUCAGGGAGAAUCAUAAUUAGUAUGGUGUUUUAGUUAGUGGGGAAGCUUAAAGAAGGAGCUUUAGGGCAAAAUAACAAUGGAUGGUAGAAAUAGAGCAAUGACAGUGGGAGGUUUAAUGUCGUCAUAGGAAUUCUAGUUAUUUGCAGUGUUUGCAGUGUUAACAAUGAUAUUACAAAACAUCCAAACAUGUAAUAGUAUAUAGAAGAAGACCGUAGCUAUAUGAAGGAAUACCAUGGCUUAUAUUGAACAAAUGAAAGAUCUUUAAAUAGAGGAUACGACAGGGAACAUUUAGAGGAGAAACAGAUCUGUUUGUAAUAGCCAGGAUUUACAGAAGAUUAAAAGGUUGCUCCAAUCAUAAAACAGUGUAUUUUAUAAACUGCUGGUUUUGGUUGAAGCAACCAUUUGUUCAUUGGUUCCUCCUUUCCCCCACAAAGCAUCCCCCAAGAAUAUAAGAAAAGUUUAAACGUACCUUUUUACAAACGCCAAGGCCAAGUUCUCCUUCUGCCCGCUUCUCAUCUGUUGAUGUUACUCCCCAUCGCUAGAAGAUGAGGGAAGGUGGCCUGAGGAAAGGACAUGGGUGGCAUGGAGGAGGGGCGUGCCCCCAUUGGGUGCCUGGUGCCAACAUGCUCUGUCUGGUGACAGUUUUGCACUGAAUUAAUAUUGGCCAAUACUGAAUUCUAACAACACCCCUAUAAUACUGACAUUGGUGAAGUUACAUCUCCAGCAGCUGGCGGGGUUAAUCUCUGUAUGUGCAGUGCUUCAUAGCAAAACACUGCACAUACUGACCCCAGACACCAUGACCACUACAAAUCACUGGAGUGGUCAUGGUGCUUGGAGUAACCCUUUAAGUGGCAGUCAUGAUUUCUUAUAUCAUCAAAUGUUAAAAUCGUUUUCUUUUUUCCCCCCUACAGGUGAGAUGUUUAUUCCAUUCUACAUGGGUCGCGUGAUUGAUAUCUUGUCCUCUAAAUACAAGGAAACAGAAUUCUUGGUGGCUAUAUUUUACAUGUCCUUUUUUUCUAUUUCAAGGUAAUAAGCAAAUACCAGAAGAGAAUGUAUUGAGGUGUAGCUUUAUACAUCUAAAUACGAGGCUGAACACUUGGUGUUUGACAUAUACACUUAUUCACUUAACUCUGAAAUGUGGUCAAUUAUAAUCCGAAUGGCAAACUUGAGGCUAAAACAGAAUAUGUGGGAAAUUCAGCAAAAUUUACAGCUUGAUUGUUUUAGUGUAAAUUUUGCCAUUUUGACUUUAAAGGACCACUAUAGUGCCAGGAAAACAUACUCGUUUUCCUGGCACUAUAGUGCCCUGAGGGUGCCCCCACCCUCAGGGACCCCCUCCAACCCGGCUCUGGAAGGGGGAAAAGGGGUUAAAACUUACCUUUUUCCAGCGCUGGGCGGAGAGCUCUCCUUCUCCGAUCCUCCUCUUCUCCUCCCAUUCGGCUGAAUGCGCACGCGCGGCAAAAGCUGCGCACGCGCGGCAAAAGCUGCGCACGCGCGGCAAAAGCUGCGCACGCAUUCAGCCGGUCACAUAUGAAAGCAUUCAUAAUGCUUUCCUAUGGACGCUGGCGUGCUCUCACUGUGAAAAUCACAGUGAGAAGCACGCAAGCGCCUCUAGUGGCUGUCAAUGAGACAGCCACUAGAGGAAAUAGGGAAGGCUUAACCCAUUCAUAAACAUAGCAGUUUCUCUGAAACUGCUAUGUUUAUGAAAAAAUGGGUUAACCCUAGCUGGACCUGGCACCCAGACCACUUCAUUAAGCUGAAGUGGUCUGGGUGCCUAGAGUGGUCCUUUAAUCAACUACAACUGAGAAUUUAGAGAAUAACUUUGCCAGGAAUGUAUUUAACAGUAAACUGUGGUGAAUUGAAUAUGAAAUUGUGAAUUAUAGGUCCAAAUUGAAUAUGAAAUUGUGAAUUAUAGGUCCAAAUGGCUGACAGAAAAAAACAAAAAAAAUUCCAUUUUAGCUCUUUUUCUAGUUUGGCUAUUUCAGUCGAAUCUUGUACAUUCCAUUGUUAAUUCAUUAAAUCACUAAAUCAAAUAUUUACAUUUAUCAAUUUAUAACACUACGGAAACUGUCACUUGUUUGUGUGGGUAACAAAUAUCAAGGGCCUAAAAUUUAUGCUACUAGCCAUUCCUUAAAGGACCACUCUAGGCACCCAGACCACUUCAGCUUAAUGAAGUGGUCUGGGUGCCAGGUCCAGCUAGGGUUAACCCAUUUUUUCAUAAACAUAGCAGUUUCAGAGAAACUGCUAUGUUUAUGAAGGUUAAGCCUAUUUCCUCUAGUGGCUGUCUCAUUGACAGCCACUAGAGGCGCUUGCGUGCUUCUCACUGUGAUUUUCACAGUGAGAGCACGCCAGCGUCCAUAGGAAAGCAUUAUGAAUGCUUUCCUAUGUGACCGGCUGAAUGCGCGCGCAGGUCUUGCCGCGUGUGCGCAUUCAGCCGAAGGGGAGGAGAAGAGGAGGAUCGGAGGAGGAGAGCUCUCCGCCCAGCGCUGGAAAAAGGUACGUUUUUACCCCUUUCCAGAGCCGGGCGGGAGGGGGACCCUGAAGGUGGGGGCACCCUCAGGGCACUAUAGUGCCAGGAAAACGAGUAUGUUUUCCUGGCACUAUAGUGGUCCUUUAACAGUUACUCACCACAGCGAGUGUAGAAUAUCCAUCGCACACUAACCAGACGCAAAUAAUUACUCACUAGGGCUACAGACUCACUUUCCCAAUGGCUAGUGGAAAACUAGAGUAUUUAAUAUAAAAUGCCUUGCUGAAAGUAACACUAUACAGGAAUACAAACAGAUAUUGCUAACACUAGCGUUAUUUUACAUCUUUUUUUUAAUUUAGUAACUGUUUAUUUGUCAUUGAAGCACUUAGAAUGGCUGUCAGGAAGUCAGCCACUAGAGGGAUGUUAACCCUGCAAUAAAAAAAAUGCUGUUCCUACAGCACAGCGCUGUUUUCAGUUGCAGGCCUACAAGUACAGGAACAUGGCACCUAGACCACUUCAUUGAGAUAAAGUGGUUUGGCAGCCUAUAGAAUCUCUCUAAGUCCCCUUCAAGUUAUAACUGUUCAAUGUUUAUUUGUUCCAUUAGGGCUUGUGCCUUCAUAACUACUUGAUGCAUUAAAAAAAAUAAACUAAUGUAUUUGGCAGCUUUGGAAGAGUUUAUAAUUAACAGAUGCACACUCCACAGUUCUGUAUCUGCAGGUUGCCGCGGUGGCCUCUUCAUAUUUUCCCUAUAUCGGUUGACUCGGCGCCUACGGAUUCUUCUGUUCCGUGCUGUCAUCAAACAGGACAUAGCUUUCUUUGAAACUACAAAAACAGGUGAGAAAUUGGUAAUUCACAUGUUACAAAUAUAGGGAUGGAUUCUUUUAGCAGAGGACGGGUUUAUUCUGCUUAUUGAAUACCCCUGGGGGAAGGAAAGGUGGGUGGACAUGCCACUAUUGGAGGGCAAGGGGGGUGGGGGUGAACUAUAACAUGUCCACUCCCCAUUUGUUUAAUUAACUAGAGCCCCCUUCUGCUGUCAAUGGGUGGGGGAAAGUAAUUUGGUUAGGAACCUCACCUGCCGCUAUUGGGGGGCAAUGAGACUUCAUCCUAAAUAUUAUAAUAGCCCACAACGACUGACCCUGGGUUCUGUCCAUUCACCAUUUCUUAUUUAAAAGUCUCCUGCCCAAUGCCCAUGGGUGGGGGCCCUGGGGGAAUUAUGCCCCCCACCUGCUAUUUCACAUGGGGCCUGGCUAGAAAUUGUACAGCAAUGGCCAGCAUUGUUAGUUUAACAAGUUAGUAAACUUGUCCAAGGGGCAUAGGGAGUUUUUAAACCUCUGUUAUAGUAACGUUUUUAACAGCACUAGCAGCAAGCGGGCAGAUAGUUUGGAUUUUUUCUAAAUCCAGGCCCUAAUUUAAAUUUAAAUGGCCCUAGAUCUGCAGCAUUCAGCCCAGUUCUCAGCUGUCCAGCGAAAUCCACACCAAAUUUUAGAUCUGAUCAGGACCUGAAUUGCAAAAUCUAGACAGUGUUAACCCCUUAAGGACACAAUUUCUGGAAUAAAAGGGAAUCAUGACGGAAUAUUUCCAUCAUGUGUCCUUAAGGGGUUAAAUAGUGUGAAUGUCCAGAUUUUCAGUCCAAAUGGGCUCACACUGCACCGGAUGGUUUAAGGUGCACUUUAGAAUCCUGAUAAUGUUUGAACUCAGGUUUCUAUAAUCAAACUAUAAAUCAACCUUCCCAUAUUUCUAUACAUGGCAAUAGUCUCAUGAUGCAAAACAAGGACGAAUUGCCUAAUAAAAAGGUAUAUUGUUAUGGCUGUGACAUCCUGUUGGACUAUGGGCUACCUCAUGGAUAACAGACUCAGCAGAAAUCAUUGCAUAAAGCAGAGUGUACAUAGACUCUUGUACAGUGUGUUAUAGCAGCUUGCUCUGUCUGAAACAUAGAUGAGAAUUGUGUAUUUAGGGUAAAUCAUACAGGAUUAUUGACUAAAGUGAGAAUUAAAAGAAUUUAAGGCCAAAGUAGCCCAAGCGACAGCAUAACUGACUCUUUUCCUGUAAUGCUAUUUUGACGUUAAAUUUAAGUUCUCAAUUUCCACCAACUCAUAUGAAAAUCAGAUUUUGAUAAUUGUCUGUAUGUAGUUUCAUUACUCAGAGUCACAGCUGUUUAAAUCCCAGGAUGAGUGAGCAAUCCUAGCACAAAAUUACAUUGUCACCAAGACUGCAUUCUAUAUGUGAUCCUACCUGGUGAUGAGGCUGUGCUCAAUGGCUUAGUCCAACACUUGUAUCCUAUGGUUACUGUCUGAAUUUGGAUGGAUUUGCCCUCAGAUUGGUGAUGGGUGCCAGGAGGCCCUUGGUUUUUAGUAUUUAUUUCAAAAAAACUUUUUCACAAGAAACUUUGUCCUCCCAAAUGUCACAGUUUUGUUUUGUGUUGUUGAAAAUUCAAGCCAUGCAUUCUGUCUGCAAUGUUUUUUUGGUUUUUUUUUUAUGUGCAUUAUGUUGUUUGUGUAGAAAUCAUUAGGCGUUCCGCCUUCAUAUUUCAUUUCAUGUUAUAAAACAAAAUGUUAUAGUGAUAUAUGAUGAUAUAUACAGUGUAAAUAAUUCUGUCAUUUACAUGUUUUUGUUGGUGACCGAGUCACUUUACGUCAUGAAUAAUCACACAAAAAACUGUGGUAAACAGGCAUAUCUUUAUAAAUGAGAAAAUGAAGGCACUCUAAGAGCUUGCUCAUUCUGUAUCCUGUACAAUAUAAUUUUAUUUUAUGCAGCAUGUGGUUGGUCAACGUACAAUGUAAUCAUUCUUUACUAUCCACUUUGUAGGUGACAUCACAUCUCGCUUGUCCAACGACACAGCCCGUGUGAGUCGCGCCAUUGCUGGCAAUGUAAACAUCACUUUGCGUUCGCUUGUGAAAUGCAUCGGGGUCUAUUCCUUCAUGAUCUCCAUCUCCUGGCAGCUUACCCUCCUUACCUUUCUAAGCUCGCCGUUCACCUGGAUCAUACAGAAACUGUACAAUCACUACCACGAGGUAUGGCUGAUAAAGUAAUUAAGUACUCAGGAUGAUGGCCAGGGAUUAUCAAAAUGAACUAUGCACCCAUAAUGAGGGCUGUCAGAUCGCCACCUAUAGAAAAUACAUGUAUGACAGCUUCCAUUUGACCAACACCUGAAGUAUGCAAGUUAAUAUAUUUUCCGAAUUUAAAAUGUGAUUGUUCAAGCCUGUCUAUAAUCAGUGAUAGCAAUAGGCUGGGUAGGAUGUGCUAAUUGUGUAGUGAAAAGUAUUUGGAACUAGUGAUGUCCCGAAUGGUUCGCCGAACGCUUCGCCGCGGGCGGCGAACAUAAACAUAAACUUUGACCCUGUACCUCACAGACAGCAGACACAUUCCAGCCAAUCAGCAGCAGACCCUCCCUCCCAGACCUUCCCACUUCCUGGACAGCUCACUAAGAAUGCAGCUUCACAAUGAAUGUAAAAUGAAUGCUGUCCAGGAGGUGGGAGGGUCUGGGAGGGAGGGUCUGCUGCUGAUUGGCUGGAAUGUGUCUGCUGACUGUGAGGUACAGGUUCAAAGUUUAUGUUUAUGUUUGCCGUCCGCGGCGAACCGUUCGGGACAUCACUACUUGGAACCAGUACUUUUGGGUAUGUUUAGAUUAGGUUAAGGCAAUGCAGGGGAGUUUAUUGAGUUACUCCAAUGGACAUUAGAGGGAUGUCCACCUGCCACGUCAAGGCAAACUUCUUAGGUGGGUCCUACACUGACUAUUCACCUUGCUUCCUUCUAGCAAAUAUAUCUCUAAUGAGACAGAGUGGGAUAUUUUUCUUUUUUGGAGUAACUAAAUAACCUCCAUUUCUUUGAAUAUGCACAGGGAUUUGGGAAUAGUGCAGAUAACUUGUUUCUUUGGUUUUUACUGAAUGCAGGGGAGUUGUUGGAAAACAGUAUUUCUGACAGAGUGUAAAAGUUUGCCUGUGAAAGAAAGAAGGAUAAAAGUACUGAACUCAAGGAUUAUGUGUGCAAAUUUAAAGGGUUAACUAACAUGACCCUGCCUACUUUUAGAAAUGGUUGUGGUGGUAGGAAUCUAUAUGUGCAAUGUUUCCUGUACAAACGAUCAUAUUCAGAGGUAUUCACUCUUUAAUUGUAUGCACUUUAUUAUUAUUUGCACAUAUGAUAUGUCUUUGAGCUUUAAUAUUUUAAUAUACCAUUAUGUAUGGGCGUUAUGGUAUCAGUAAUAUCAUGUGACAUAUUUUGUUGUAUCAUGUGAUUUGGUUGUUUGUUUAGUAACUCCAUCCCCUUUUCCUGUUUUAAGCCAAUUUAUGAAUUCACUGUGCGUUAUGCAUUGGUUUGACAAAGACUGUGGUUAGUGGCCAAAAUAUUGCUUUGUACACAUAAGACAUUUUAAUAAAAGGACACUGGUAAGAACAUGCAAGCAAGCUGUGAAAAAUACUGCCCCCUAGUGAAUGACAAUAGAUUGGCACUGGGCUCUUUAAAAUGAAUGUGUAAAGACCUAUGUUUUAAGCCUAUAGAUUAUUGGUGUCAUUACUGAUGAUCUCAGCUUUCAUUGCAUCUCCAUAGCGAAUCAUUGGGGGGACAGGGGGCUACUGUGCAUGUGUGGCAAUCACCACUCCGCAUCUCCUAAUGGAGCUGUGUUAUAGCACUGCAUCUCUACGGUGAGCAUUCGCUGUCUUCACAAGUCAGCGUUUACAUUUGUCAUACUGCAAGGACAGUCUAUUUACACCAUAACCACUAUAUUAAGCUGCAGCGGUUCUGGUGCUUUAAGAUGUAAGACAGGGAUUGUUUUGUUUAUCACUGGAGAGUAUGUGCGGUAAGGUUAUUCAGAAACAGGAUGUAAAAGUUGUUGUUUUUUCUCUGAUGUGUCAGGAUCUGGUGCAGAAGGUGCAAGAUUCUGUUGCCCGAUCCAGUGAUAUUGCCAAAGAGAUCCUGGAGUCGGUGAGAACAGUGCACAGUUUUAAUGCAGCCGGCGAUGAGGCCAAGAGAUACGAAGAUUCCCUACAAGAGAUCCAUAAAUUGCAGAGCUACAGGGAUAUGGUCCAAGCUGUCUAUCUACUGCUGAUAAGGGUAAUCGUCAUUCAAUCUUCUUUAAGACUGCUACAGUGACAGCUACUAAUGCAGCUACAAGUCGAGGAAUAGAAAUUAUAGUGAUACCAUCUGGCACUUUCGAUGAUCUAAAACAGGCAUAGGCAACCUUCAGCACUCAAGAUGUUUUGGACUACACCUCUCAUGAUGCUUUGCCAACAUUAUGAGUGUAACGGCAUUAUGGGGGAUGCAGUCCACAACAUCUGGAGUGCCAAAGGUUGCCUAUUACUGAUCUAAAGGGAGCAAAUGGUGUAGAAUAAAAAAAUGAAUGGAUCGGGAGGGAAUGCCAUGUACAUAAGAUUGAUCUUAGAACAGACAUUGUAAACUACUUUCUUAUGAGAGAAGUGUGACUAUAAUGGGUAAGCAAUGCUUGUUGUGUGGCUGACUUGUCCAGUCCUGGUUUCUGGUCACCCCGGGAGGAACAGCAGUUGACAAUAUAUGGCAGAGCUGUAGGCCAAUGUCCAAUGAUACACUAACAGCUAAAAUAUUUUCCUUAUCAUGAGUUGAAAUGAUUUUAACUAAAUAUAAGGACAUUUACACCAGAAAGAGGCUGUAUAAUGUCCAUGCAUUUAUGAUUCCACUUCAAGGGCAACAUGUGCAGAUUUGCCUACAAACCCCUACGGUCUUACGUGUCUUAUCUGUCAGUAUAUUCAAUUGUUUGUAGAUAUUUCUGUGUAAUAAUUUCAGACUAUGUCUUUAUCUAAGGGGAUUGCUAAUGUUGGGUUGUUGAUAGGAGACAUGUUAUAUGGUAGUACAUAUUUUUGUUAUAAGGUGGUAAAUGUUUUAUUUACCAAUAGUAAAUAUAAUAUAAAUAUAUUGGUUAUCCUCAGACAACUAACCUCCUUACUCAAGUGGCCAUGUUAUUUUAUGGACAAAUCUUAAUCGAACAAGGUUUCAUAAGCAGUGGACAAAUGGUGUCAUUUAUCCUGUAUCAGAUGGAGUCUGGAGACCACAUACGUGUAAGUAAUUCAGGUAUUCGCUAUUUCUCUCUUUCUUAUUCUGCUGUUAAUUUCCUUAUUUCCUCUCUUUCUACUGACUCCGGUUUUACGGUAUAAAACGGUUCCCCGUUAGUGUUUGUCAUUUUGUAUCUACCAUCUUUAUGGCAGGUUUUCUGAGUAUUCUUCCCUUCCUUUCUCAGACCAUAGUCUACAUGCUCAGUGAGAUGACUCAUUCAGCAGGAGCUGCUCAGAAGGUUUUCCAGUACCUCGAUCGGGAACCACUAGUGUCCACCUCUGGGUCCCACAGCCCUGACAAACUUCGUGGAUGUUUUGAGUUCAGAAAUGUCACUUUUACAUAUCCCUCCCGCCAAGAAAUUCCUGCUCUUCAGGUAAAUCGAGAAUUGUUUUUCUAUUUUCUCUCUGACAUUCUCAGUUUCCUAACAAACACCAUUUGUGAAAUGGAAUAUUGACUGAUCUGCUGAUACCAAUGAGAACUGCUUACUACUUCCAGUACCAUUAACUGAGGAAAUUAUAGACUGUUUAGUGGAAUAGUACUUUAUCAAAUUUAUCUAAUUAGGUGUGCAAAUCCAAGCUUCACACACUAUCAUUCUUUAGUUCAUUUCCUAAAACAAAAACAUUAAAAAUAUUCACUCUUGCAGUUCUGUAGCAUUUGCCACAAAUCUCCUGCAGUGAGAUCUCAACAAAGCGUAUGUGGCCUGGCCAGUUGUGGUGACCAUCCACAACAUUAAAACCACUGACAGGUAAAGUAAAUAAUAUUGAUUAUAUCGUUACAAUGGCUCCUGUCAAGGGGUGGGGUAUAUUAGGCAGCAAAUGAUCAGUCAGUUCUUGAAUUUUAUGGAAACGUAGGAAAUUUUUCAUAGAAAAAUAGGCAAGCAAAAAGAUCUGAGUGAAUUUGACAAGGGCAAUGUAGUGAUGAUUAGACAACUCUGUCAGAGAAUCUUUAAAAAUGCAAGUCUUGUGGAGUGUUGGUACAAUGUGGUACAAGGAAGGACAGCCGGUGAACCAGCGUCAGGGUCAUGGGUGCCCAAGGCUCGGUGAUGUAUGUGGGAAGCAAAGUCUAGCUUGUCUGGCCCAAUCACACAGAAGAGCUACUGCUCAAAUUGCUGAAAAAUUGAAUUCUGGCCAUGAUAGAAAGGUGUCAGUACACACAGUGCAUCUCAAUAUGCAGCGUGUAGGGCUGCGGAACCGUCAAACAGUCAGGGUGUCCUUGAUGUGCCCUUUUACUGCAGAAAGCGCCUUCAAUGGAAAUGUGAGCAUCACAACUGGACCUUGAUGCAAUCUAAGAAGGCUGCCUGGUCUGAUUAAUCAUGUUUUCUUUUAGAUCAGGUGGAUUGCCAAGUGUUGUUUACCUGUGGAAGAGAUGGCAGGAGAAUGCACUAAGGGAAGAAGGCAUGCUGUCAGAAGCAGUGUUGUACUUUGGGCAAUGUUCUGCUUGGAAGACUUGGGUUCUGGCAUUCAUGUGAAUGUUACUUUGACAUGUAUUACCUACCUAGAGAUCAUUGCAGACCACGUACACGCUUUCAUGGCAAUGGUGUUCCCUGAUGGCAGUGGAUGCCUACAUUAUAUUAGGCAGGUGGUUUUAAUGUUAUGGCUGAUCAAUACAUGUUCCAGUGAGAGUGUUACAUGUAUCCUGUAUCAGGCAUUAAUGGAAAUAGCCAUGAUUAAUGAGUUCAGUUUUUAAAUGAAGACUGUGCAGCCCACAAUUAGUUUCAUUCAUUAAAAUUAGCUCUUACUACGAGAUAUCGGGAGCAGCUCAUGUGAACAGAGCUCUUCUGACCUCAUUUUGGCCUCAAUUUAAUAUUUUUAGAUAAGCUUUUAAAAUGAUUUAGUGUUUAAAAAAAUAUUGUACUGUAAUAUUUUGAAAGAUGUGUAUAUGAUACAUUUUUUAAUAUUUUACAUUUAAAAAAAAAUCAUUUAAAACAUUUAUUCAAAAAUGUUAAAUAAUUUAAAAAGCUAAUCCCAAAAUAUUAAAUCAGGGCCUGCUUGUCAGUUACUUGCUGUUAAACCCCCAUUGUAUCUUGCCGUUACAUCUCCAUUGUAAAAUUCUAAAUCUUUUAGAAUACGCCGGUACAAUUAACAAUAAUAACGGAACGAUUCCAGAGUGUUAUGGCUGGCUGCCGUUGGUUCUUAAUGCGCAAUUUGCCAAGAGAGUAUUGGAAUGCGUUCUACUAACAAACAGUUAAUCAUCAAUCACUGCAAAUGCCACUAGUGUUACAAACAAUGUAUAAGAUUAGGAAAUAAACCUACAGUGAAAUUCAACCCUUUAAAUCACUGUAAUACACAUAAUUGACAGCAAUGACUUUUCACAUUGUCCUAAACACUCUUAGAUGGAACUUAAUGUUGUAAAGGCAGCUUAUCAAGUUUCAGAACAAAACAGAAGAAGCUUUGUGUUUCCAUGCAUAACGACUAAGAAAAACUCUUGUGAUGUUUAUGGUAAUGUGAACAUGUAGCAAUAGGAGUUUAUGGUUGCUUUGUUUCAAACCGUAUUAAAAUAAUGUCUCUUUAUCUCAUACAUGGUAUCACGUAUCUCUAGUAUAGAUCAAUCUGGGAAUAAUUUAACCUACCAGUUAUUUCAUUGCAGGCAGCUGUAUUGGGCGUAAUUGGACAGUUCUCUUUUUUGUGGGGGGGAUUAGGGGGUUUAAACGAUCUUUAUUAUGAUAAAUAGCUGUAUACAGGAACUUCCACACAAAUAUGCAGUUAGAGACAUCUCUGACAUGAUUCUAAUGAAUCAGUAUAUGCAGAAAGAAUAGUGAGUGGGGGUCAGACAGCCUCUGAGUAAAAAGGUCCCCCAGCCUUUAAAAUUGCAGAAAACAAGAAAAGGAAACCAGGGCGCCACAAUUAAUCACAGUAGUAACUAAUCAGUAUUGCUGGCACGAUAGUAACUAAUCAGUAUUGCUGGCACAGUAGUAACUAAUCAGUAUUGCUGGCAGGGUAGUAACUAAUCAGUAUUGCUGGCACGAUAGUAACUAAUCAGUAUUGCUGGCAGGGUAGUAACUAAUCAGUAUUGCUGGCACGGUAGUAACUAAUCAGUAUUGCUGGCACAGUAGUAACUAAUCAGUAUUGCUGGCAGGGUAGUAAAUCAGUAUUGCUGGCACAGUAGUAACUAAUCAGUAUUGCUGGCAGGGUAGUAACUAAUCAGUAUUGCUGGCACAGUAGUAACUAAUCAGUAUUGCUGGCACGGUAGUAACUAAUCAAUAUUGCUGGCAGGGUAGUAACUAAUCAGUAUUGCUGGCACAGUAGUAACUAAUCAGUAUUGCUGGCAGGGUAGUAACUAAUCAGUAUUGCUGGCACAGUAGUAACUAAUCAGUUUUGCUGGCACGAUAGUAGCUAAUCAGUAUUGCUGGCACGAUAGUAACUAAUCAGUAUUGCUGGCAGGGUAUUUAGCAGGGUAACAAUGGGAAGGUAUGAAACAUUGUAUGGACAAAGAACUGCCAUAAACUGUAUAUAUCUGCUAUUAUUUCUCAAUGUCUCUCCGUGUCACAGGACAUCUCCUUUACGCUUCCUCCUGGCAGCAUUACGGCUCUGGUUGGUCCCUCUGGAGGUGGUAAGACCACCUGUGUGUCCCUGCUGGAGAGAUUCUAUGAUCCCAGUACGGGGGAAAUCCUGCUGGAUGGAAAACCACUUCAUCAGUAUAAACAUCAGUAUCUGCAUGCUAAGGUACUCUCACACACUGCCAGUUGUUUACAGAGUGAUACAAUGCAGCAUUCCUGCUGUACAAUGGUUACAAUAAGUGAUCCUCUGCAUUAUAUGAGUAAAUAAAUAAAAACCAGCAUGAGUCUAUGAGUAAGGUGAAAUGCACGAGGCUAUAGCUGACCUUCUGUUACUGUAUAUGCCUUAUGGAUCAUUAACAUGUUUAUAGAACAGAGUGUAGCAAAGGUUGGUUGCAGGAACCGCACUCACUCCCAACGGCCACGGGUGCUCUGGAACAGGACCAUCAAUCCCAACAAGAUAAGUCAUUAAGAAAAAUUAACAGGCACUCCAAAUGUGAAAGACGCAGGAAGAGUUAUUGCAACAAAAUGCACAGCAACGUUUCGACCUAACAAGAGGUCUUUGUCUAAAACCUGUAACGAGAGCUUGACAAAGACCUCUUGUUAGGUCGAAACGUUGCUGUGCAUUUUGUUGCAAUAAAUCUACCUGCGGCUUUCACAUUUGGAGUGCCUGUGAAUUUUUCUUAUUGCCUUAUAGAACAGAGUGUGACUUUCUCCAGGGUGGCCCCAUUACCAGCAGCUGGUCUGUGAGCUUUAGGGGAAUUGACUGAUAAAAGAAAUGUCUGAUAUGGCUCUGCUUUUGUUUAACGCAUGGGUCCUCAAACUCCGGACCCCCAGAUGUUGCUGAACUACAACUCCCAUGAUUCUCUGGCUAUGUAAUUCAAAGAAUCAUGGGAGUUGUAGUUCUGCGACAUCUGGGGGGCGGUUUGAGGACCCAUGGUUUAAAGAUUGAUAAAUGUAGAACAUUGUAAUUUGAUACCAAAGAUUUAUAGAUUCUGUUUAGUUAUCUCUGAAUACUGUCUCAUUAUUUUUCUCCUUACUGAAUAGUUUCUGUCUGUUCUAGGAAACACAGUCACUGUCAUUAUUACUGUUGUAUCAUAUUUGCAAACCCUGUAAUCAUGAUUUCUAGAACUGCUCCUUGUAGUGUAAUUUCUGAUCCCUGCCUGUAGGUGGCUCUGGUGGCCCAGGAGCCGGUAUUGUUUUCCGGAUCAGUGAAAGAGAAUAUUGGUUAUGGCCUAAAAGACGCUUCUAUGAAUGAACUGCAGAGAGCAGCAAGGAGAGCGAAUGCAGAGACGUUUAUCUUGGGGAUGGAGAAAGGCUACGAUACAGGUGAGGGAACAGCAGUUGGAGAGCGGUGAUUGUUCUUACAGUCUGGGAGAUACAGUCACCUGGUAGGCAGUAAUUCUGUGAUGUCCUGGAUAGAGCAGGACCCUUCGUGUUACUAAACUGACCAUGUAUGUACAACCUUUAUUCUAUCACAGUUAUUCACUAAAGUGAGAAUCCAAAGUAAAUAACUCAUUUAGGGCCAAAGUAGCCGAAAUAAAAGUAUGGCUGACUUAGAGAAUGUUUCCGGUUCUGCUAUUUUGUUUUUGGUUCCCCUGAGGGAGAAAGAGUCUGCAUUAAUUGACCUGUGAUUGAAGAUUUUGGAUUGCCUGUCACUGAUGAGGUCUGCACAUAUUGUUCUGACAUGUCGUUACCAUUUUUCUAUAAUAAGGUCUGCACUUUUCAUGAUCUACCUGGUGGGUUAUUCUGAGAUCAUGAUGAGUGCGGACGGUUUAGCCAUUUUUAGUGAUUUCUUAAAUUGGAAACUCUCACUUUGAAUUCACUUUGAUUUCGCACUUUAGUUAAUAACCCUGUAUAUAUACAAUUUGGUAGCACAAGAUAUAGAUAGAUUUCUCACCGUUUCGCACAAUGCUACGUACAGACAGACAGGUAAACUUUAAAUCCAAUAAUUUAAAAUGAAACAGAAUCAUUUAUUAAGGAUGAUAUAGAUACCUGAAUUAAUAAUAGAAAAUGUGCACAUUUGUCACUCCUUAAAAUGAAUUGGUAACUUUUUAUAAAGGAUCUGUCACCAAGGUCGAGCGGGUCGUUCAGACAGUGUAAGGUGACCAUGCAGUCUGUAUAGAGUGUUGUUAUAUAUGUCAGGUCUCUAGGUAGGGGUUGAUCAAUCAAUAUACAUGGACUGUGAGACUCAGAGUGAGGAAAAGGUCUGUGAGUCAGUCUGUCAGACUAGGAGAUCUCUUAUAUUUGUCAUUUUGGCAUUAGGUAUCUGCAUGUCUUUCACUUCUUUCAGACGUGGGUGAGAAUGGUGGACAGCUAGGAGCCGGGCAGAAGCAGCGGCUGGCUAUAGCUCGGGCCCUUGCACGGGAUCCACAGCUGCUGAUACUGGAUGAGGCAUCGAGCUGUCUGGAUGCAGAGACAGAGCAUGAGGUACCUGACUCUUCUCACUGUCCCACACAUUGGAAAAUAUAUCUUUAAUAUAUAUAUAUAUAUAUAAAAGAGAAGGUACACAGUGUACACACAAAUAAUACUCCUAAUUAAGAAAGUGUAUACAUAACGUAGAACAGAUGCACUAUACUUGUAACAUAGACAGUGACACCAAAUUUCCACUCGUCACCGUACUGAAAAUUUUGCCUUGGUGAAUAGAAACGCCCCCCACUAGCAGUGGCUAGUAACUUUUAAAGCCUGGCUAUUGAUGUAGGAUUAGAAAUAUUUAUCCUUUCCCUAAGAUAUGGACAAUGUUUCUGUAACGUAUAGAUAUUGUGACAUUGUAUCAAUAAGUAGAACGCUGUAACCCUAGCUCGGACAAAUUAAUUUAAUUCCAUUCUUUCAUCCUAUUUCUUUGUUUUAAUCCACAUAGAAGGGUUUACUAGUUAAUUAUAAGUUUACAAUUUGAAUGUACAUUUUGUGCACUAUUUUUCUCUAUAAUAGUUUGUCCCAUCUGGAUAUCCGUAUAUGGAAAUGUUAUUGCAGGCUGACGUCUCAAAUUAUAUUGGUGAACCAUUUGAAUAAUUUCCCCCAUAGAUAUUAUGGAAUUAAAUCUUUCUGUCAGUGCAAAGCGUGCCUUUCCUGAAAACGAGGUGGAUGGAGAACAACGAUUCACUGAUUGGUACUUUCAGUCCUGUUCGCUAAUUUUGUUUAUUUAGACAGAGUAGAUCUGCUUGCAAUGCUCUUUAAAUGUGUAGAAGCUUUAUUAAAAGGUUCAUAUUUCCUCUCAUGACUUCACAAUAGUAAACCUAUCUGAAAAAUAGAACAAUAAAACACUGUCAUAUCUGUUUUUGCUGUUUCCCAGAUCCAGAAGUCUCUGCAGGGGAUUGACGGUCUCUCUCUACUGAUCAUCGCUCACCGUCUGCGCACUGUACAGAAAGCAGAUCAGAUACUUGUCCUGGAGGGAGGGCGCCUGGUGGAGCACGGAACCCAUGGAGAGUUGGUAAAGACGGAGGAGGGGGUCUAUUACAAGCUGCUCCAUGGACAUUUAUUGCAGAAUGGGGAUUGAGGGAGGACGUGAGGUAUCUGUGUGAAUUCUAGAGCAAGAUUCAGUGAGGGCAUGUUUAGAGCAAGACUGUGCCUAUUUUGAGAAUGUAUGGCUGGAAAUAAAGAACUGUUAUAAGAGAUAACAAAAAUGUACAUUGUAAAAAAAAAAAAAAACAGGUCAGUGCAUAAGAAAAGGAGUUUAGACAAGUGAUUCUUCACCUCUUUGACAAACGGUCAGUAACUGUGCUAGACAUGGAUUCCAAUUCUGAUCGAGAUCACUGUAUUCCAUAAUCAGGAUGGUUUAGAAUUGCGAGUCCAUAAAUGUAACAUAUUCUACAAAUAAUGAAUGAAUUGCUUUGAGAUUAUUAUUGUAUUUCAGGUUUAAAGUUUUGUUUAAAUUAGUUUAGUGCCGCUUUGUUUCGGGGUUUGAGAAGGCAAGUUUGAUCGAUUAUUGUCAGCAUGGCUUACGGAAAAUGGUUAAUGCUUUCCUUUAUUGGAACUUGGAUUUCAUUUUUCAGUUUUUGUACAUAUGUUGUAAAUAGGUUAGAUUUGUAGUAAUAUAUUUGUACAAAUAAAGCUUUAAUGAAACUGAGUGUCUGGGUCAUUAAAAAUAUCGAUAAACGUAGCAUGACAGCACAAGUUAUAGUUAAUGUUUUAUAACGAUAAAGUAACUUAGUACAGAAAUAUUCUAGUAACACAGAUACAUGUUUAAGGCAGAAAGUGAAGUAGCUCCAAGCAGUUAGGACAUUUACCUACAGGACAAAAUCAGUUUGAAAC